GGUCCUUCCUUUGCUACACAGGUGACAAGCACACGUUUACUUUACUAUCAAAAGGAAGAUGAGUGACCAGAACGGUGUACCUUUGGAGAUCACCCCCGUAGAGGAGGAGUUGAACCGUCAGCUGUUACGGGACUUUACAGGAGAGAGAACAGGGUUCCUUAGAGUUGGACCUCAAGGCUACUUCCUUCCCAGCAAAUACGCCAAAGAAGCUAAGAAUCUGUACAACUUCCAGCCUCGGUCCACGGAUACCUGGGUGGUCACCUUCCCUAGAUCAGGCACAACAUGGACACAAGAAAUGGUGUGGUUAAUUGCAAACAAGCUAGAUUUUGAAACAGCAAAACAGAUCCCCCAAACAGAAAGAUUUCCGUUUUUUGAGUUCAGCUUGUUUCUUCAUGAUGAAACCAAAGAAGAGUUCAUACAAGAGAAUGCUUCUGAUCCCAAAAAAGUUGAGCUGGUACAACAACUUAGCAAACCAGGAUAUCAGAUUCUGGAGGAGAUGUCAGGACCUCGCUUCAUCAAGACACAUCUGCCAUUCAGUCUGCUACCAAAGAAUUUGCUACAAGUUGGCUGCAAGGUGAUCUACGUUGCUAGGAACCCUAAGGAUGUUGCUGUCUCCUUCUACCAUCUCAACAGACUCAUCCGCACUCAGGGCUACAGGGGAGACUUUCCCAAAUACUGGGAUUACUUUGAGAAAAGCCUCAACCCAUGGACGCCAUAUUGGUCUCACGUGAAUGAGGGAUGGCAGCUGCGGAAUCACCCCAAUGUGCUCUUCCUCUUCUACGAGGAAAUGAACAAGGAUUUGAAGAAGACAAUCAAUAGAGUUUCGGAAUUUCUCAAUGGUGAACAACUAUCAGUUGAAGACACUGGCAGGUUGGCCAACUUUCUUGACAUUUCCAAUUUCCGCAAGAAUCCUGCAGUUAACUACCAACCACUCAAGGAAGCUGGAAUCUUGAUUGAAGGAGAAGAAGGAUUCAUUCGCAAAGGAAAGACAGGAGGAUGGGUUGAAGAGUUCACCCCAGAGCUCAGCAAACGUGCCGAUGAAUGGAUCAACAAUAACCUUAAACUCACAGACAUGCGGUUCCCGGGAAUGUGCGAUGCUUGAUUUUUAUACAAGUUCUUACUCUUAUCUCAUGAUGAAGUUUUAUAGUCAAAUUAAUUAGAAAAUCUGGCAUUCUUUCAUGUCAACGAUAUUUUGUUAUUCAAACUCUUUUUUUUACUAAUGUUUGGCACAGCACAAGGUUUGGUAUUCUUAUACCGUUUCAUUCUGUAUUUUUAGAACAUGUUCAUAACAAUAUAAAAUGAACUGACAACCCUAACAUAGGAGGCUACACAAUGGAUUGAACCUACAUAGUAAGAUUUGAUGAUAGUACAUCACAAUCUCAAGAGUACCAGUUUAUGGGGAAUACUGCUUCUGAUUGAAAUUAAAUAUUUUAAAAUAAAAAGUCUGAUGAAAUAUAGUUUUUCUUGUACUGUAGGCAUAUUCUGUUUUUGAAGAAUUUAGGCUUAGAGUUAAAGUGAUAAAAUCAGUAUUAUUACUUAUUAGUAACUUAGCUACGUCAUUACAGUACCGAAUUACA
Molecule: messenger RNA, 1577 nt
Organism: Macrosteles quadrilineatus (aster leafhopper)
Lineage: Eukaryota; Metazoa; Arthropoda; Insecta; Hemiptera; Cicadellidae
Product: sulfotransferase 1C4
Exons: 8
Coding region: 59-1102 (347 amino acids)
Biological process (GO): sulfation
Cellular component (GO): cytoplasm
Molecular function (GO): sulfotransferase activity
Source: RefSeq, a predicted model, not a curated record